Messenger RNA from Echinostoma caproni, 699 nucleotides. NCBI's taxonomy places the organism in Eukaryota, Metazoa, Platyhelminthes, Trematoda, Plagiorchiida, Echinostomatidae. The record is from the annotation of a GenBank genome assembly.
AUGCUCAGUAACUGCGAGAAAAUCGAGCGAGUCACUGGGGGCAGGUAUCAGAUCACACCUGAUACCCGAAAGCAGGGAUCACAGCAGACCCCAGAGCAGGGUCAUGCAGCCGCGACAGGGAAAAAUAAGGUCACCGGAAAAGAGACUCUCAAGGUAUCCCUCGAAAAAGUUUCUCCGAAACCGGGUGUUGCUAAAACACCUGUAAACCAAAGCAAGCUGAGCUAUGCAUCAGUUGCUGCCUCAACUCCUUUGAGGACGAAACAGUUGGUACCCGCGAGACCAAAACUCGUGAAGAAGAUCGGAACUAAGGCGGGAUCCCGCAAACAGCCAAAAGCUGGUGUGAAACCGACGGUUCAGAGAGCAAAGGGCCCCACUGUUAUGUUCAAUAGGAAUCCAAUUCCAGUUCCAAUGGUUCCAAUUAAGGCACUUAAGACGGUAGGGCGACCGUUCAGCGUCACACCCGAAGCAGAUAGCAAUACGCGUGGAGUGACUGGGGUAAAAACGAUCCCUAAGAAAGCAUUACCUACUCCGGCUAAAGUCGCUGAUAAGACGCUGAUACCGAUCGCGACCUCUAGGUACGGACCCGCAGAGGGAGACAGUUCGAAACGAAGAAAUCGGCUGCGGUCAAACGGUCGAAAAGAACUCGAAGCUCCGGAAGACCAUGUUUCCAACUGGAGCAAGAAUCUGGACGCUCGAUAG